CUGUUCUCCUUCCUUCACCCCCCCACUCUAUGCCCGGGAUCAUCUACCUUUUGAAUUUUUGUCCCUUCGGCUCUUGAGAUGAUGUGAUGCUGCCUUAAGAAGUCUUUCCAGCAGAUCUCAAGUGCAGGAAUAGGAGGAAAUCCUUCAAAUUUCCGGAAGAAGAUGUGCAGUCCAAAGAGCCCUGCAGGCUGUUUGGAGUAGUUUUUUAGCGACAUCCCCUACGCACUGAAAACGCAUGGCAGAAUCUGUGGCAUUUGCGGAAAACAGUUGGCAUGCACUGAAAUCCUGCAGGAGGCGGAAUUAUUUGCUCUCUCCUUGCCCUGCGGUCCCAGGCUACGCUGGAGCAAAGGGGCCGGAUCCCAAGGUGAAAAUGGAGGAACAAGAAUCGGCAAGCCCGGAGCUGGAGACGGGAUCAGGGAGAGCAGGAGAACCCCCUGGCAUCCUUCAAGCGGGGACCCUCACGCAGAGUCCCAGACAGGUGGCACCUCCGCAGCGCAUGAAAGAGGAGCCGGAAGAGGGCCUGUCGUCUCAGCGCUGGGAAUCCCAGUGGCAAGAGUUCCUCAAGACCGUGCAAUGCCCUCAGCCUGGAUGGGGGAGCCCACUUCUUCCACAUCCUGCGCCAGCAGGCCGCACAACAGCUCCUCUGCUCCCUGGCAGCUUGGAAGGACGGCUUCAGAGCUUCAGGCAUUUCUCCUACCAGGAAGCCGCAGGCCCACGGGAGACAUACAGUCGGCUGCGGGAGCUUUGCUACCAGUGGCUGAAGCCGGAGAGGCACACCAAGGAGCAGAUCCUGGAGCUGGUGAUUCUGGAGCAGUUCCUGGCUGUCCUUCCCCAGGAUAUCCGGAGCCGGGUGAUGGAACAAGGCCCAGAGACCUGUAUCCAGGCUGUGACCCUGGCAGAGAGCUUACUGCCGAGACGGGAAGAAGGAGAGCAGUGGAGAGAGCAGGGGACAGAGAGGCUGAAGCAGGAAGUGUCUGCGAAUAUCCCAGUGGAAGAUGACGCAGUGCUGGAAAUCACCCAGAGGCCGCUGUGCAGAGAGGUCAAGCAAGAGGUCAAGGAGGAUGUCAGCUCGCUUGGAGCUGACGAAUGGCCUGGUAAGGAUGAGAGGGAGCCACAUGGAGUGUUGAUGGAAGUUGCUGAUCAUCAGGCAGUGGACGAAGACGAUGGGGACGUGGAUGGGCCAGAGUGGGAGCAAGGGAACAAAGUGGAGGAAUGGCCAAACAAAUCCAUUGCUUAUGAAGGCGGCCACUUCCACGAAAUCACAGUGCAUCAGAGAAUCCACAGCAGGGAAAGGAGGAACAAGUGUGACGUGUGUGGGAAGGUGUUCAGAGACGAAGCUUACCUUAAUAAGCACCAGAGAACCCACACUGGGGAGAAACCCUACGAAUGCUCAGACUGUGGAAAGAGCUUCCGUUGGAGUUCAGACUUCCACAGGCACCAGAGAACCCACACGGGAGAAAAACCAUACAAAUGUGCCGACUGUGGGAAAAGUUUUCGCCGGAGCUCGAACCUCCAUAGGCAUCGGAGAAUCCACACGGGGGAGAAAUCGUACGAAUGUUCGGAGUGCGGGAAAAGUUUCCGAUGCAGCUCGGGCCUGAUUAGCCACAGGCGAACCCACACCGGGGAGAAACCCUAUGAAUGUUCAGACUGUGGGAAAAGCUUCCGGCUGAGCUCAGACCUUAUCAGCCACAAGAGAACCCACACCGGAGAGAAACCCUACGAAUGCCCUGAUUGCGAGAAAUGCUUCCGUCGGAGCUCGCACCUUAAUACCCACAAGAGAAUCCACACGGGGCAGAAACCCUAUAAAUGCUCAGAUUGUUCCAAAACCUUUUCAGACCGAUCCAACCUUCUCAGCCACCUGAGAAUCCACACCGGGCAAAAGCCGUACACGUGCUCGGAUUGUACCAAGACGUUUUCCAAUAAAUCUAACCUUCUCAGCCAUCAGAGAAUCCACUCAGGAGAGAAGCUGUAUGAAUGCUUAGACUGUGGGAAAAGUUUCAGCGUGUGCCAGUACCUGACCAGGCACCAGAGGAGACACACGACAGAGAAGCUGCACGAGUGUGUGGAUUGUGGGAAGAGGUUCAGUCAGAGCCAGUAUCUUAUCCGCCAUCAAAAGCAUUCACACAGGAGGAAAAUGGGAGUUUGCACCGCAAUAGACAUACAACGCUGCAGGGCCGGCCCACCCAUGAGGCAAGAGUUCUACAAGGGCCACACUGAGACCAAGGAGGAAGAAGCCGACAGACAGCGCCAUCCCUUGGACUGGAUGCAAGUGAUAACGCAUGUCAAGGAUGGAGGUUGGUGGGAUGGCGCCCCAUUUGCCCUAAAAACAGGCCGGGGGUCUACUGACUGCGACGAGAAACCUGGUCAGGUUCACUUUGGCGUUACCGCCUGCGUUACUCAGCGAAGUACAGGAACAGGCCUGUUCGAGCUGCGCUUGAAGCUCUUCUCGCAGAGGGAGCAGCUGAAUGGCUUCUCCUCCGUGUGGGUCUUCUUGUGGUUGACGAAGUUCGAGCUGGUGCUGAAGCGCUUCCCGCAGUCGGGGCACUGUGGGCAGCCAGACCUCUCUGGGAUGCUCAGAGGCGGCGAGGCAGCAGCAAACCUCUUGCUGCUCUCUGCUUCCAGCACUUUGCAGUGUGUGAGUGAUCCCUGCCAAGCCCCGGAGUUAAGAGAGGUGAUGGCGUCCGAACGCAGGAAUGCAGCUGUCUGGGCUGUCCCCCGAGAUGCCCUGCUGGAGGACACAGUGAAGACGGAGGCCCAGGAGGAGGCAUCGGAGUCUGAACCGGAGGAGGCUGCAGGAACAGGCCCCUUGGCCGUCCGCUCAGAGAGCCUCAAGGAAUUGUGGGAAGGGACCAUAACAGAGCACAUUAAGCAGGAACCCGAGGAAGGGCCUCAGGAGGAGUGCUGGGGAGCUCAGUGUCAGGGGCUCCUGAAGGCUGUGCCGUCUCCGCAGCCUGAGCCAGGAAAGCUGCAGCUGGCCAGCAAUGGCCCAAGGGACACACAGGCUUCCUUUGAGGGGCGACCAGACAUUGGGCGAGGCAGGGUGAUCCGCCACCUGCCUGGCCCUGGAGGAGACAUCCCCCCGCCCACCCACAGCGUUUUGGCCCUGGACCGUGGGGAAGUGAAGAAGGAGGCUCCCAGCCAGAAGGUGGAGCGCCUGUGCUUCAGGCAGUUCCUCUACCAGGAGGCCGAGGGGCCACGAGAUCUCUGUGGGAUGCUGUGGAGGCUCUGCCAUCGGUGGCUGCAGCCGGAGAGGCGCACCAAGGAGCAGAUCCUGGAGCUGGUGAUCCUGGAGCAGUUCCUGGCCGUCCUGCCCCCGGAGAUGCAGAACUGGGUCAGGGAAGGCGGGCCGGAGACUUGCGGUCAGGCAGUCGGCCUGGCGGAGGAUUUCCUGGAGAGGCAGCAAGAGAACGAGCCCGAAAUAGAACAGGUCCUCUGGCCCUUCAAGGAGAAAGCAGAUGAUUCCCCUGAGGCCGACAGGGCUCUGUCAGACUCCGGCGAGUGGUCGCUCAUCAGAGUGGUCAAGCAGGAGGAUACAGCUGCUGAUGCCCCUUGGCUGGAUGGUGAGGAGAAGAAGAUUGUGCCAGUCAAUUCUGAAGAAGCUGAACCACAUUGGAUGCUGCCAGGGAGAGCAGAACGGACUGUAUCACGAUAUGCCGACUGGGGAGCAGCAUCCGAAAACCAGCAGGAAACUCACCCCCAUAAUGAAGAAGGCAAAUCCGUUCCUUUCCAGCUCCCUGCCAUGCCAGUCCAGCAAAGGUUCCUCAAGGGUGAGACGUGCGCUGAGUGCGGAAAAUCCUUUCGCUGCAAGGCAGAACUCACCGAACACCAGAGAAUGCACUCAGGAGAGAAACCCUACAUCUGCUCCGACUGUGGGAAGAGCUUCUGCAGGAGGAAUGUCCUAGUUGCACAUCAGAGAAUCCACACUGGGGAGAAGCCCUUCAACUGCCCGGACUGCGGGAAAAACUUCAACCAGCGAUCGCAUCUUACGGCACAUGAGAGAACCCACACGCAAGAGAAGCCCUUUGCUUGCCUGGACUGCGGACAGAGCUUUAGUAGGCGCACUGGGCUUGUGUCUCACCAGAGGAUCCACACGGGAGAGAAGCCCUAUCGCUGCCAAGACUGCGGGAAAAGUUUCAGGCAGAGAUUCGAUCUUAUUCGACAUCAGAGAAUCCACACGGGCGAGAAGCCACACCAGUGCCCCGACUGCGCCAAAAGCUUCAGGAACAAAUCUGCUUUCCUCGUGCACAGACGGAUCCACACUGAGGAGAAACCGUACCCGUGCUCUGGGUGCGGGAAGAACUUCCGUCAUCGCACCAACCUCCUCGCGCACGAAAGGAUCCACACGGGAGAGAAGCCCUACAAGUGCGGAGAGUGCGGGAAGAGUUUUGGUGACGGGUCGUCCCUCAUGAAACACAAGCGAGCUCACACGGGCGAGAAGCCGUACAAAUGUGCCGAGUGUGGGAAAUGCUUCUCUCAGAACGCCGGCCUGGUUCAGCACGAGAAGAUCCACACGGGAGAAAAACCCUUCCAGUGCCCGGACUGUCCCAAAAGCUUCCGGGACAAGUCGGCCUUUGUCGUUCACCACAGGACGCACACGAGGGAGAAACCGUUUCACUGCUCGGUCUGUGAGAAGAACUUCAGCCAUCGCUCCAACCUUCUCAAACAUGAAAGAACCCACACUGGGGUGAAGCCAUACAAGUGCCUGGAGUGCGGAAAGGGCUUCACUCAGAAGCCAAAUCUCCUCGUACAUGCGAGAAGCCAUUUGAAACAGGAAGGGGAGAUUGGCUAAGAGGGUGGGGAGAACUACCUCAAGGGCAUCCCCGGUUGGAAAAUAAAAUAAGGUCCUGAGU
Molecule: messenger RNA, 4850 nt
Organism: Podarcis raffonei (Aeolian wall lizard)
Lineage: Eukaryota; Metazoa; Chordata; Lepidosauria; Squamata; Lacertidae
Exons: 11
Coding region: 236-4789 (1517 amino acids)
Biological process (GO): regulation of transcription by RNA polymerase II
Cellular component (GO): nucleus
Molecular function (GO): RNA polymerase II cis-regulatory region sequence-specific DNA binding; DNA-binding transcription activator activity, RNA polymerase II-specific
Source: RefSeq, a predicted model, not a curated record